AUGGGGUUCUUAUCCUUCGAGAUGGUGAUUUCGAUCGUCGCGAUUCAGAGGGCUUCGGUCGAGCGUGGGUCCAGCCGGAGGAGCUUGCCCAAGAACGACUGCGCUGCGACGCCUACUGGCGUUUCACGAGUAAGUACCGGUGGAGGCAGAAGCAAGACCUCGACUCGUGCAGCAUGUUGGCAAUGGCCUGACCUGCGUUUUGCUGCUGGAAAGGCUGAGACCGGGUACAAUGGAAGAGCCACCACGAUGCUCGGUUGA
Messenger RNA from Coprinopsis cinerea okayama7#130, 258 nucleotides. RefSeq lists its product as hypothetical. Bases 1 to 258 code for a protein of 85 amino acids. The record is from RefSeq and is a predicted model, not a curated record. The transcript is spliced from 5 exons. NCBI's taxonomy places the organism in Eukaryota, Fungi, Basidiomycota, Agaricomycetes, Agaricales, Psathyrellaceae.